Messenger RNA from Astyanax mexicanus (Mexican tetra), 4260 nucleotides. RefSeq names its product PR domain containing 6 (gene prdm6). Gene Ontology annotation, molecular function: protein binding; histone methyltransferase activity. Gene Ontology annotation, cellular component: nucleus. The record is from RefSeq and is a predicted model, not a curated record. Lineage: Eukaryota; Metazoa; Chordata; Actinopteri; Characiformes; Acestrorhamphidae. The transcript has 8 exons. The coding region runs from base 142 to 1875 and encodes 577 amino acids.
ACACACACACACACACACACAUACACACGCGCGCGCACCGACUCUCCGGUCAACACUAGGAUGGUGUGAGAGUCUGGGAAUUACAGUUUACACUCAGCGGCCGGACACGCGCUCUCGAGCGAAGAGGUGGCGUUUUUUGAAAUGCUGAAGCACGGGGAGCCCAGCGGUUCUGCUUUCCUCAAAGUGGACCCGGCGUACAUCCAGCACUGGCAGCAGCUCUUCCCGCACAGCCAGCUCAAACAUGCGGCCCUGGCGCAGCUGCCCUUGCCGGCCGACAGCCUCCGACAGCGGCCGGGCCUCGUCUCCUCGUCCUCCUCUUCGUCGGCAGCUGCUGCUUUGACACCAUCCUCGAACUCGUCCUCCUCAUCCUCUGCCUCCUCCUCAUCCGCCUCACUGACUCCCUCCGCUUCCUCCGCGGCGGUAUCGUCUCUGGCGGGCUUUACGCAGCUCUCCGUGCCGCAGGUCGCGCUCUUCGGACAGACUCUCUGCCCCUCCGAGGCGCUGCCGGGGCUGGAGGACGGCGCGGCCGCGGCCAAAGAGCUGUGCGCUCCGGCCAGCCUGAAGAGCGACCGGGGCUCCCGGUUCAGACUCACCUCCGAGGAGCUGGACUAUUACCUGUACGGACAGCAGAGGAUGGAGAUUAUACCUCUCAACAACCACGCCGGGGACGUCAACAACCGUUGUGACAUGUGUGCGGACAACCGGAACGGGGAGUGCCCCAUGCAUGGGCCCCUGCACUCCCUGCGGCGGCUGGUUGGGACCAGCAGCGCAUCAGCCACCGUGCCUCCUCCAGAGGUUCCUGAGUGGCUGCGGGACCUGCCCCGAGAGGUCUGCCUCUGCACCAGCACUGUCCCCGGCUUGGGCUAUGGGAUCUGUGCUGCCCAGCGCAUCCCUCAGGGCACCUGGAUCGGCCCGUUUCAGGGUGUCCCUUUACUGCUGGACAAGGUGCAGUCCGGAGCGGUGAGGAACACAAGACACCUAUGGGAGAUCUACGACCAGGAGGGCACGUUACUGCACUUUAUCGAUGGCAAUGAACCAAGCAAGUCGAGCUGGAUGAGGUAUAUCCGCUGUGCCAGACACUGUGGGGAACAGAACAUGACAGUUGUUCAGUACAGAUCGUGUAUUUUCUACCGGGCCUGCAUGGACAUUCCACGAGGAACCGAGCUCCUUGUCUGGUACAAUGACAGUUACACAUCCUUCUUUGGCAUCCCCCUGCAGUGCAUCGCACAAGAUGAAAACUUGAAUGUGCCAUCUACUGUAAUCGAGGCCAUGUCCCGACAGGAGAGCCUGCAGCCCUUCAGCAAGACGUCCAAAUCCUCCUCCAGCAUUCUGCAGCGCUCCAUGGUCUUCCCUCACUCGCCCUGCUCUCGGACCUUCUCUCUCCUAGACAAGACAGGCAGCACAGAGUCCGGCUUCAACCAGCUGAGCGCCAAGAACCAGCGAGUGCUGGCCAGCCCCACCUCCACCAGCCAGCUUAACACAGAGUUCAGCGACUGGCACCUGUGGAAGUGUGGCCAGUGUUUUAAGACCUUCACUCAGCGUAUUCUUCUACAAAUGCACGUGUGCACACAGAACCCUGACAGACCGUAUCAGUGUGGACACUGCUCCCAGUCCUUUUCCCAGCCCUCUGAGCUCCGCAACCACGUGGUCACACACUCCAGUGACAGGCCCUUCAAGUGUGGCUACUGUGGACGAGCUUUCGCCGGGGCCACCACCCUCAACAACCACAUCCGCACACACACCGGGGAGAAGCCAUUCAAGUGUGAGCGGUGCGAUAGGAGCUUCACGCAGGCCACGCAGCUCAGCAGACACCAGCGGAUGCCCAACGAGUGCAAGCCCAUCAGCGAGAGCAGCGAAUCAAUUGAGGUGGAUUAGCUGAUUGACCGAGCCGGAAUUAAACGGCGAGGGAAAAUCAUGAUUAAAUGUCACGGACACUUAAGCAAAACCAAAGAUUUCCUCUGAGAAACUCUCAAUCAGCCCUAGAAAACCAAAAGCAGUAAUAAAAUAAGUAAGAUGUUAAAAGCUAUCGAUCCUGACACAGAUACGGGACUGGACGUGGCAGGGGAUGGGAGGGGAAUACGGAAAAUUGAAGGUAAGGGGGUAUUAGAACAACAAGACAAGAUUAUUUAUUCAUGACUUGGAGAAUCAUGGUUCUGUUAAAAAAGGCACAAAAGCUUUAUGAAAUAGGCACAAGGGUGAGUAUAACCCUAGAUUUAUCAGUUUAGUUUUCCGACCACUUGAAGCCAAACUCAAAAAAUAGAAAAUUAACUUAAUUGCUUGAUAAUUUUCCCAUUUGGUGUAGUAUUGAAGAAAUGUAUUUUUAUUCAUUUUGGCAAGUUUCUAGGUUUUCAUUUCUUCAUUUCAUUAGAAAUAAAACACCUAAGUGAAAUAAGAAACUAUAAAACUAGAAAAAUAAAAGCAUUUCUGUUUUACUAUACCAAAUAGGAAAAUAUGAAGUAAUGAAGUUGUAAUUUUUGAAUGUAGCCUCAAACAGUCAGAAUAUUAAACUGAUAAAAGUUACACUCACCCACAAGAAACCAAAACAUGUUUUUUUUUACUUUAUUUCUUAGUCUUUCUUGUACUCUGUACAAUAAAACCAAAGUGAAGAGACCUGAGGGGUGCAUGAAUGGACACUCAUCAAAAAACGAGAAUGCAGAAUAUCUGUAUAAUCGCACCAGUUAAGAAACAAGAUUUUUGAGGGAAGCAAUUUUUGUUUUCACCAAAAACAAAGGAAUAUUCUGUAUAAAAUGUAAAUUCUGAAUUAUAUUUCUCUCAUAUCAUGCUUUUUGGCACUUUUUGACUGUCAUUAUUUAAUAUUUGGGUUGAAUAUUGCUCCACAAUGUAAUUAUGGAGAAUUUUUAUUUAAGUCUAUGGCAAAAGAAAAAAAAAAUCAAAUGAAAUGAAAUAAAUAAAUAAAUAAAAGAACCCUGUUGCUAUAUAUGAAAGAAAGAGAAAAGCACAUAAGUGAUAUAUAUAUCUAAUUGAGGCUGUUCUGUCAUUCAUAAAAAAACACUGCUUUUAUAGCCGUGCUCCUUUCAUUUGGAGUGUGUGGCCACUGAAUGUUGCAUUUUUUUCAGAAAGAAUCUUUAAUAUCAUUAUUCCUAGACAAAUAGUACAGUAUCUGUUUGCCAGACUCUGCAGAGGAUUUAUCUUUCCAAAUCCAGAAUGUACAUAGCCUUAUUUUGACAUACUUUUUGCUAAUCAAAAACACAAAAGACUGAGCAGCUCAGUCUCAGAUUAUUUAACAUAGUAUUUGACAGAGUGUCAAAAAUAUAUUGAAUAAAAAAAAAUGAAAAGAUCACACUGAUUUACCUCUGAACCAAAGUAACUCAAUCAAGAUGUAUUACCUUUUCUAAACCUCUAUGGACUUUGUUUUUCAUGAACUUGAAUGAACAAAGAGUCGGUUGUAUUAAAAGCAGUAUCACGUGUAUGAUAAUCAUUACCUGUGCUGUGUCUCAGAAAACUAACAUUCUGGAAGGUGUGACGAGCUCAGUCUCGUCCACAUUUGACUCUUGUUUGCAUGAUUUCAACAUUUGCCUUUUUAAAUAAACAAUGGGCUUCAACCAGAAACACAAUGCAUUUUUUGUGAAUAAUGCAAUAACGGAGACGAAGGGGACUACUGGAUUGUGCGUUGUUUUAAUUUUGGGAAUCAUUCCUAAAUUCUUAAAUCAUUCUCCGUCGUCCUGAGGGAGAAAAGUAACUGCAUGACCGUGUAAACAUAAGCCUGGAACAACAUAAACCACUUCAGCAUUUUCUUUGUGUAUAUGAAGGCAUUUCAUUUAGGAUAACUGUCUCACUGUAUAAACAGAAAUGACAAAGGACCACUGAGGAGCAUCUACUGCAUCUACACAUUGUAGUUUAUAUCUUUACAAUGUGUUGCGUUGAGAAAGUACGUAUUUGUCUAAUGCUCUCAUCUAGAGCGACAUCUUCAAUCACAUUACAUGGGAUAGAGAUAGUAGUGUUAGCAAUCUUGCUCAUGAAGCAACUGGUAAAGUGUGUAGGUCUAACCUGGCUGGGGACCUAAGCCUUAAAGACCUUAAAUUAUAUUUAUAAAAAACAAAAUAAAUUCAAGGUCAUUAUGUGAAGCCAUGAUGCACACUUUGUGAAUGUUUAUAUACACUUCCUGGUCAAAAAAAAGUCGCCACCUGGAUUUAACUGAGUAAAUGAUGUGGGGUAAAUGGUGGUCAGGUCUAGGUUCAGCAACAGUAUGUGCUGAAAGAAUGAGGUCAGCUGACUACCUGCAUAUACUGAAUAUAGACC